AAUAUUCACAUCGAAUUCAAACCUUUAAAGAUUCAAAAAAGAUGAACCCAAGAAAAUCUAGAGUUGGUAAAAUGAGUCCAAAAAGAAUCAACUAACGUGCCAUUUUGGCUACCUAAGAGGCAGCCUUAAAGCAACAAAUGAGCAGCAAUUAGAAGGCAAGAAACAAACCCCAAACCUCGUUGUCUCAAAACGUGGCCAAAAAAAUAUUGCAAAUUGUGCUUCAAUCCUCGGACACAAAAUCACCCAACUCACACAAUGUCCAAAUCUUGAUCAUGAUGAAGUCAUUAGGUCACCAAGUAACCACCAAAAUCUAUAUAUAACCCUCCUCUCAACCCCCCCUCUCUCUCCCUCUCCUCAACAAAACCAAGCAAAAUGGGAUCUCCAACCUCACUCAUCCUCACACUAAACAUAGCAAUUAUUCUUGCACUUUCUUUGUGUGCAUCAUCCCAAACCAUCCAAGAGAAGUACUACCAAUGCAUCACCCUCAACUCCGAGCUCUCCAUCCCCUUCUCCACGGCCUUCUCCGCCCCCGACAACGCCUCGUUCGCCACCAUCCUCGAAUCCUCCGCGCAGAACCUCCGAUGCUUGGUCUCCUCCGUGCCCAAGCCGCAGCUCAUCUUCACCCCCUACACGGAGAACCACGUCCAGGUCGCGGUCACCUGCGCCAAGGACCUCGGCCUCCAGCUCCGCGUCCGGAGCGGGGGCCACGACUACGAGGGCCUCUCCUACAUCUCCACGGUGCCGGACGAGCCCUUCGUCGUCCUCGACCUCUCCAAGCUCCGCUCCAUCACCGUCGACCUCAAGAACAACUGCGCGUGGGCCCAGGCCGGCGCCACCGUGGGGGAGCUCUACUACAGGAUCUCCCAGAAGAGCAAGACCCACGGUUUCGCCGCCGGCCUCUGCCCUAGCCUCGGCAUCGGCGGCCACAUCACCGGCGGCGCCUACGGCACCAUGAUGCGGAAGCACGGCCUCGGCGCCGACAACGUCAUCGACGCGAGAAUCGUCGACGCCAACGGCGUGAUCCUCGACCGGGAAUCCAUGGGCGAGGACCUCUUCUGGGCCCUCCGAGGCGGGGGUGGCGCCAGCUACGGCGUCAUCCUCGCCUGGAAGGUCAAGCUGGUCCCCGUUCCAGAGACCGUCACGGUCUUCACCGUGCCGAAAUCUCUGGAACAGGGCGCCACCAAGAUCCUCUCCAAAUGGCAGCAGGUCGCCGACACCAUCGACGACGAGCUCUUCAUCCGAGUCAUCAUACAGCCGACGGGCGCGAAGAAAGACGAGCGCACGAUGCUAACUCUUUACAACGCCGUCUACCUCGGCCGCGCCGACCGAUUACUUCAGGUGAUGCAACAGAGCUUCCCGGAAUUGGGACUGACCAAGAAAGACUGCACAGAGAUGAGCUGGAUCCAAUCCGUGCUCUACAUCGCCGGCUUUCCGGGCAACACGCCGCCGGAGAUUCUGCUGCAGGGGAAGUCCCUCUUCAAGAACUACUUCAAAGCGAAGUCAGACUUCGUGAGGAAGCCAAUCCCCGAAGACGGGAUCGAAGGGCUGUGGAAGAAGAUGCUGGAAGAGGAUUCCCCUUUGAUGAUCUUCAACCCCUUCGGCGGCAUGAUGGGCCGGAUUCCGGAAUCCGAGAUUCCGUUCCCACACAGGAAGGGCGUGAUAUUCAUGAUCCAGUAUCUGAGCCUCUGGAACGACGAGAAGCCGGAGACGGCGGCCAAGCACGUCGACUGGAUCCGGCGGCUCUACAACUACAUGGCGGCGUACGCCUCCAUGUUCCCCAGGGAGGCGUACGUCAACUACCGAGACCUCGAUCUCGGGGCGAACAAGAAUGGUUCCAGUUUCAUUCAGGCGAGCUCGUGGGGUACGAGGUAUUUCAAGGACAACUUCAACAGGCUUGUGGAGGUGAAGACCAAGGUUGAUCCUGGUAAUUUCUUCAGACAUGAACAGAGCAUUCCCACUCUGCCAUUGAUGAACCAUGGUGGGGAGAAGAGCAUGAUGCAUUGAAAUAAUUUGUUUGCUAGUAUUGUAAGAGUUUGACAAGAGAUAUGCUUAUGUUAUUUUUAGUGGUAUGUUUGAGAAUUUCACUAUGCUUAAUCUAAACUUUUUUUAAUCUA
Molecule: messenger RNA, 2114 nt
Organism: Salvia miltiorrhiza (redroot sage)
Lineage: Eukaryota; Viridiplantae; Streptophyta; Magnoliopsida; Lamiales; Lamiaceae
Product: berberine bridge enzyme-like 15
Exons: 1
Coding region: 373-2004 (543 amino acids)
Molecular function (GO): oxidoreductase activity; FAD binding
Source: RefSeq, a predicted model, not a curated record